Messenger RNA from Chilo suppressalis (striped riceborer), 2934 nucleotides. NCBI's taxonomy places the organism in Eukaryota, Metazoa, Arthropoda, Insecta, Lepidoptera, Crambidae. The record is from the annotation of a GenBank genome assembly.
AUGCUAGGAGGGGUUAAACUAAAAUUAUUGUACACUUAUGAAAAAUCUUGUUUUGCGUAUAUUAGUCCAAAGUACAGCACAAAUAAUGAAAAGACUCAGUGUGUUCAAGUACUUUAUAGAGAUAAGAUAGUGCUUCUAUGGGUUGUGUUCAGCAGUAACAUUCCCGAGGGUAGGAUAGCAUGUAAUCCCAUAUUUAGUAGAUUAGUGGACCUAGAUGAAGGUGCUGAGGUUUUUGUUUCACCAUAUAGUGAUGUGAAGGUGUUAGAUGAGCUCUAUAUUGACACUGAUAGCCCUGAUGACCAAGAAAUAUUGGAACAUAACAUAGAGCUUCUGCAACUUAGAAUUUUAGAUCAGUUAAGGUUUGUUGUAUCAAACCAGAAGGCUGUUGUUUGGAUAUCAACAUCUCUGCCUAUAAUAUUCACACCAAAGCAGACCGGCCUUUUAGUCACUAAUAGUAGAAUCAUUGUGAAGGUAGAUGCUUUCAACAGUUUUCACAAUGCUCCACAAAAUACCUCAGCACAUGUGCCUAAACUUGAUGGUGGAUCGUUUAAAAAUAUAGGACUAAUUAAUAAUGGAAUGCUCAAGCCUUAUUUAAAUGUGCCAGACAGGCUGGUCCUUAGAGCUUUACCUAUAGAUAGUGAUGGCAAAAAAAACCUCAUACAUCCAUAUACAGUGUUUAUACAUGAGGAUUUAUUAAAUGAUAAGUAUAAGUAUUUUACUGUCAUACUAGCCACUAUGAAGAAUGUUGUUUCAAUACUACAAGAGGCUAGUGAGGAUGAAGCUCAAAAUAAUAACAAUCAUGUGAAUGAUUUAUGUGUGGAAGUAGUACUUAUAGAUAAUGUUGUUUAUAGAAGUCUCUGUCAAGAAGUUUACAAUGAAAAUAUAAGGACUGUACUAAUACCAAAAUCGUUAAAUAACAUUAUCAACAUAGAAAAUGGAACUAAAAUAAUUUUGUCUAUAAUUGGUGAGAAAGUGGAACAACCUGAUCAUAUAGAUGUAAUAUCAUAUACAGAACAGAUUCAGACUGAAGUAGAAGUCAUUGAGAAAUUUAAGAAUUGUGUAAUUCAAAACACACAUUCUGGUAAACUGUUCCUAAUAAAUGAUAGUAUGAUAAAGCAGAAUUUGCAAAUUAGCAAAGGUUUUUUACAAUUUAAGCUUAAACCUGAGAAAUUGAAGUAUACAGUGCUUAGUUCUGAGUCAUUUAGACAGUGUACAGUAGCUGCUAAAUGCCUGACUGAUGGUGAUCUAGAACUUCCUAAGCUACAAAUAUCUAGGUUAGAGUAUGACUUGAAAAAUUACUGCAGAACAAUGAAAUCCCUGGAAAAUUUGGUACAGAAAGUAGUGUCCCAUUUGUAUUUUGAAAUACACAGAGAGGCUACAUUUAAAAAUGUUUCAGAGAUUAAGAGCAAUGUUUUAGUCACAGGUUUAAAUGGUUCAGGAAAGACUGCUAUAUGUCACAUAGUACAAAAGGAGAUGACAGUUUGGUCACAUAUUGUCCAUUGUCGGUCACUGAAGGGCAGAAAGGAUAUUACUGAGGUGCUGGGCAAGGCAAUCCUCAUGUGCCAGGAGCACAGUCCGGCUGUUCUCAUCUGUGAUGACGUUGACUCAUUGGUUCCACCUGAUGUCGAAGGUGCAUCACCACAAGACAUCGCUUAUUACCAAAGGUUGGCUGUGGUAAUCAAACAUUUGUUACAAACUUGUUCUGGGGUGUGUGUUCUAAUGACAUCACUUAGUAUGAAGACUUUACACCCAACAUUGAGGCAGUUUGCAGGCAAGCCACUAUUCACGGCGCAUUUCGAUAUAAUUGAACUCCAACAGGAUGAAAGGAUUGAACUCUUCAGACAUUUCUUGAAUGACAAAAUCAAGGAAGAGUUUGAGGUAGAUGAUGAUGAUGUGAUCAAACUGGCCAUGGAUACUGCUGGCAACAAUGUAAGAGACAUCACGGACUAUUUGAAUAAGAAGAUAUUUAAAGCCGUGAAGAAAAAAAAGACUGAACCAAAUGUGAGGCCCCGUUUAGUUGAAGAUAUCAGUAAGGACGAGGAAAAGGCGAGUGGCUUCGCAAUCUGGGGCCAAGUUGGAGGACUAGAAAAUGUUAAAAAAGAACUGACUGAAUGCAUCUUCUGGCCUAUGAUGUACCCAGCCCUGUUUCCUUCGCAAUCGUGCGGUAUCCUCCUGUAUGGGCCGCCUGGCACUGGCAAGUCUCUAAUCGGCACAUGCUUGGCGCGACUGGCGGGUGUCACUCUACUCGCCGUCAAAGGUCCCGAGCUGCUGUCCAAGUAUAUAGGACAGAGCGAGAAGGCGGUCAGGGAUAUAUUCGAUAAAGCUGAUAUGAAAAGGCCGUGUAUCCUGUUCUUCGACGAAUUCGACAGUUUGGCACCCAAACGUGGCCACGACUCGACCGGCGUGACGGACCGCGUAGUAAACCAACUGCUGGCGCGUCUGGACGGGGCCGAAGGGGGCGCGCGCGGGCCAGUGGUGGCCGCCACCUCCCGCCCCGACCUCGUGGACCCCGCGCUACUGCGGGCCGGCCGGCUGCAGCGACACGUGUACUGCGCGCUGCCUGACCAGAAUGGACGUCUGGAAGUGCUCAAGAGUUUGGCUAAGAGUGUAACAUUAGAAGAAGACGUGGAUCUCGUAGACUUGGCGAACCGCACUGAAGGAUUUUCACCCGCCGAUCUCAAAUCACUGCUGGUGACUGCGCAGUUGGCUCGACUUGAGGCACACUUGAUGAGCAGCGAAGACAAGAAUACGGACACGGUUGUGGUGCGACGGGAGGAGAUAGAGAUGGCUCUAGCCGACACGAAACCUUCGCUGUCUGCUGAACAAAGACUCUUCUACGACACUAUAUACAGAAGAUUUAGAGGUGAACCUCUCACACCAGAGCAGAGGAUUAUGGCGAUGCAAAUGCAAAAACAGAGAGUCACAUUAGCGUAA